This is a messenger RNA of Tympanuchus pallidicinctus (lesser prairie-chicken), 4515 nucleotides long. RefSeq names its product X-ray repair cross complementing 2 (gene XRCC2). Lineage: Eukaryota; Metazoa; Chordata; Aves; Galliformes; Phasianidae. Gene Ontology annotation, cellular component: Rad51B-Rad51C-Rad51D-XRCC2 complex; centrosome; replication fork. The transcript is spliced from 3 exons. Gene Ontology annotation, molecular function: ATP binding; ATP-dependent DNA damage sensor activity; four-way junction DNA binding. Gene Ontology annotation, biological process: DNA strand invasion; double-strand break repair via homologous recombination. The coding region runs from base 264 to 1148 and encodes 294 amino acids. The record is from RefSeq and is a predicted model, not a curated record.
UACCCUGUCGCAAUAACGCUGCGUGGAGCACAUGAAAGCGUAGCAACACGAGUGGUCUUAAUUAUUGUGCGUUAAAACGCCAUUUUAUUGUAAGGGACUUCUGUUCUUAAGGGUUUUUGACACUCACUGAUGACCAAACCUGAACGAGGUAGGAACCCACAGCCGAUGGGUUGAUGGAGUCUUACAGUGCAAUUGCAGGAUCGUGAAGGUUGGAAAAGACCUCUCAGAUCCAAUCCCAGCCCACCCCCCUGUACCCACUGGCUAUGGCUCUCUGCCACAUCUGCAUGGCUCUGGGACCCCCCAGGGAUAGCGACCCCACUGCCUCCAUAGGAGCCAUGCGCACCAUCCAGCUGCUUGCGCGCCUUGAGGGCAGAAGUUCUCUGAAAAACCUUGAACCUAAUCUGUUUGCUGAGGAAGGAUCUCCUGUUCAUGGAGAUGUCAUUGAAUUCCAUGGUCCAGAAGGAACAGGAAAAACUGAAAUGCUUUAUCACCUGAUAGCCCGCUGCAUCAUUCCAAAAUCAGGAGGGGGACUGGAAGUCGAAGUCAUGUUCAUUGACACAGACUACCAUUUUGAUAUGCUUCGUCUCGUUACCAUUCUUGAGCACAGACUGGAGCAAAGCACAGAAGAGAUGGUGAAGCGCUGCCUGGGAAGGCUUUUUCUUGUGAACUGUAACAGUAGCACCCAGUUACUUCUCACUCUUCAUUCUCUAGAAAACAUGUUUUGCACCCACCCUUCUCUCUGCCUUUUGAUUUUAGAUAGCAUAUCAGCUUUUUAUUGGAUUGACAGGAGUAACGGAGGGGAGAGUCUUAACUUGCAGGAGAUGAAUCUGAAGAAAUGUGCAAACUUUCUUGAAAAGCUUGUGAGGGAGCAUCACUUAGUCCUGUUUGCCACAACACAGUCCAUUAUGCAGAAAUCUACAAACUCUGCAGAAAGCUUCUUUCCUUUAAAACUUCAGCAUGAAAUUGAUGCAGACUAUCGGCCUUAUCUUUGUAAAUCAUGGCAACAAAUGGUAACCCACAGGAUAUUUUUUUCCAAGCAAUUUAAUUCUGGCAACAGUAAAGGUUUUACGCUCAUUUCUUGCCACCUCAAAAAAAGCCACGGUGCAAAACGUUCAUUUAAUAUUGCAGAAUGUGGAGUUCAGUUUUAAUUUCAGUUGAUCGUUGGAAGGUCUGGCGAAUCUUGGUGCUUAGGCCCGAUUUGCUCUAGGUAGGUUUUAGUGCCUUCUAAAUGAGCAGUUUGUUGCUGGGUGAUUAAAUACUUUUGUCACUAAUUUCUUUAACAAAGAGAAGGGCAGAACACCUUGGCAUUUUUAACUGCUGUGGAUGUUCAGUCUCAGCUAGCGAGAAAUGUUGCGAUUAUUCGUUGGUGCUUAUUGCGAAAAGGAAAUUAAAUCAAGAAAAUGGCAACUGAAAUAAUUUUAAACUCCUGGUGUCCUUCAUUAAUGUAACCUCUGCAAUAUGCAGUCAAACGUACUGACUUCAUUUCUGCGUCUUAUGCUUUUUAAUCCUCUUCUUCCAAGGUACAGAAAUAGAAGCCUACUUAUCCGUGGGGUAGACUGCGAAAAGGCCAAGUGUUCUCUUUCCAAAAAUAUGGGUCUGGGUUCAGUAGCCAAGGACACAUGAAAUGCAUCCACAACUCUGCCUGAAGAGAAGGAUUUGUCUUCACAGCCUGUUAAAUAGUAGUAAUCCUGGCUGUGGUUCUCUGGUCUCACAGUUUCUCUGCUAACAUUAUCAUAAGCUCAGAGAAACAAGGAUUUCAGGUGUUUUGACCUUCAGAAGCUGAUGGUUUUGAAGAAUCAAAAGCAUGGAGGCCUGGUUUCUGUAAGUGAAGGAGGAGCUGAAGACCCAGCUCUGGGUACCCAUGAGUCUGUGCUGCAUGCAGCAAACAGUUUUGACAGUAAUGACAUUGACAAUAACGAAGUAUGGCUUAUGGGUUGGUUGGGGUGGUGUUGGUUUUUUUAAUGCUCAGACAAAUUUCUUUCUUCCUCUCCCUCAUUAUUUCCUCCCACUUUUUUCCCUUCCUCCAUCCUCCUUAAGAAAUUCAGGAAUGCCAUGCCUCUGGUCUUUACCAAUAUGGAUUUGCCACAUACAGAGCAUUUGUGUGCAGGAUUUGGCAUGCAACGUGUUGCAAUUCUGGCAAAGAAAAUUCAGAACUUAUGGGAAAUGCCCUACAGUUCUGGCAAAGAAUACCAUAUUAUUUAUUAACCUAGAGUGCCCUUCGAAAGCUUCAAAGUGCUUUACAAGAAAGAAGAUUGCACACAGUACAUUAUUUAAUACAAAAACUUACAUUAGCUUACAAAUUUAAAUGACUCAAACAAGGGGAAACGUUUCUCACAGCAAUAUUCAUUCAGUCUUGUUGCACAACACGUUUUAUAGCUUAGACAGAACAGAUUAUUAAUCAAAACACAUAUUUAAGAAAUAUUUUGCCCAGUAUCUUUUUGAGAAAGGCGCCUUUAAAAAAGUCUAUGGUGAGACUCUCACCUUUUAACUUGCUGACUUCUGAAGCCUGCCUUUCCAAGCUGAAUGCAUACCUGAAUUCCACCCAGUAUCUGGGUGGGCUUGUGAACCCAGACCUCCGUAUGUGGAGCUGGGAGCGCACGUCCGUGCUCCUGUAUGUGGAGGCCGGCACCUGCGUGGUAUGGGCAGAACUCUGUGAAGAUGUUGAGCAGCUCUGCGUCCUUCCAGCCCAGUGCUCCUGCCCAAAGCAGAGCAGGUGGGAGAGGUGCCAGCAAAGUCACUUCUCACUGGCAGGUGCUCCUGGCUGUCAGCAGUGGGGCUUUGGGGAAGCUUUUCAGCAGAAGACCCAUGGUUAAUGGCAAGUAAACAAACCUAUCCUUCACCUACUCAUCCAUUUUUAACUUUGUUUCAUCUUGAAUUCCAUCACUUUCACAAUGAAUUUAGUUUCAUUAUUCUUUCUGUGGGAAACUAUGGGUUUUUUGGUUGAAUUUUUCAUCUUAAGCCUCCUCUGAUCAUUUCUUCAUGUCUUCAGUUCUUUUCUUGUGAGGCAUAACGAGUGAAAGUUCUUUUUUUCACAUCUCUGCAAUGGUGAUGAUUUUAUCAAUUUUGUCAUUUUGUUUGUGCUUUCUUUUCCAUCACCACUUUUCCUUAUUUCAGAACUGAUGCGAGAGCACAGAGACAAGAAAAACAUAAAACUGAACCACUCCAUGUAGAGUGGGCCAGAGUUCAAUGCCUUAAUAGGAGUGGGCACAUCCACUGUGAAUUAUUACACAGACACACUUGCAUGUUUUAUAAGAACAGCUGAGAUGAUGCAAAUAGAACUGCAGAACCUUCAAAUGUGAAAAUUAAUGGGCUGCAUCGUUUCUACUUUCAAAAGUCAACAGUUCCCUCUUCUAUCAGCGCACAGCUCUGCUGAAGAUGAACUGCUUUCAUAAAAUCAUACUUGCUGAAAUAUGUUUGAGGGAGAACAAAAAAAAAAAAAGCAGUGGAAAUGUUCUGGCAUUCCCAUCUGGAAUAAAAGCUUUUAUAAUGUUCACAAUGUAGUUCAUAUUUUGCAUUGUACUAUAAAAUAAAUGCCUAAGUUGAAAUGAAGCCAAAGUUCUAAUUGAUUACAAAGCGUUUAGCUCAGGAGAUUUUGAAACUUCACAUUUAUUUUUACUUUGAGUGCAGACAAAUUUACUUGUGUUCUUAAUUCUCUGCUGAUUGCAGUGAUGGUGCACUGCACAGUUGUUGUAGAUACACAGCAAGCCCAGCUUUCAGGAAUGUGGAACCCCUGUGUAUCCCUGUGCAUCUGCAGGAGGGACAGGCAGAACACCAUCUGGGAGUGCACUGACCUCACCCUCUGCACAGAUUGUGCUGUUUAGAUAAAUGAUAAGGGAUGAGAGUCUAAAACAUAAAGAACCUGGCAAGCAGCAGUUUUGUACCUUAGUUAACUGUGGGUAUUACAAACGGUCUUCAGUGGGGACUUUUCUCCUCCAAAGCCUCCCUUUUCACCCAGCCCUAUGUGCUGCCUAGUUUCCAGCCCACUGGGUGACCUGCAGUGCUGCUGCCAGGCAGGAACAAUGUUUUGGUGAUUGGGGCUGAGCAGGUCCAGUAGUUGGAAAGUGCCCUGUGAAAGUGCCACUGUGCAUUAAGUAUGAGAAAGGAAUGCAUAUACCCUCAAACUCUAAUUUAUCCACGUAUUUCUUAGAAAUGAAAAUCCUUUCAUGUCAGUGUCGCUGCGCUUCAGCUGAAUGUUGUAUUAUGAGGCUUUUGUAGUUGUAGGAACUUUUUGUAUUUCUCAGAAUUUUGUUUGUUGCUUCAUUUGCAACACUGGAUUAAAGCAGUGAGCAUAAAAUGAAGAGGAACUAGUUGGGCCUUUUUUCCUCAUCCUUUUAUAAUGAGAGAAUUUUGUAGCAAAAACAAAUUAAGACCUUCUGCAGGUUUUAUAUUUAUUUUUAAAAUAAACCCAGAUUUCUACAGACACCUGUAAAGUAAAUGUCAUUUUUAUAUUCAGCAUUUCAUUUUUUUUUUUUUAAUCCUAGACUUUUUAAUAGAGCAAAUAAAAUACAAGAAACA